AUGUUUGCUGAGGGACCAGGGCUGGUUGACUCUGUCUCCUCCACCUUGGUGACCUGUAGCAGUCUGAUUGGACAAGCUGGCUCCCUUCAGUCCAUCACCCAGCAACUGUCUGAAAUAGAACAGAGGCUACUGAAGGAGCAUUUUAAAGGAACUAUCACCACUGAGGACCUACACACCAUCAUACACAGUGUGGUGGUGACCGUAGUGGAGGAGGUCAACGGGAUCCUCAUCCCAGCCAUCAUGGCCUUCGAGUAUGAGCGCCUAACAGGCUCCGUCAGCUCCAGUGACAUACCCAGCAGCGACGUACCCACCUACAGCAGCCCCUCCUCCUCGGACUACUACCGGACAUCCUCCUUCAGCACUAGCCUGCAGUCCUCCUCCCCUCAGAUAGGGCUGUCCAGCCCUACGCCUACACCUCCCAUCAUGCCGUUCAAACCUACCACCGGUGUCAUCAGACAGAGGACAUUGACCGUGAGCUUUCCUGAAGAGGCUGAUCGAGAGUCUGAGAGAGAAACUGAGGGAGAGGCAUCUCUCUCAGUGGACCUGGCUGCCUCCAGUAGCCCAAGCCCUUCUGAAAACCAAUCCUCGCCUUUGGAGACAAGUCCUCUGUGCUUGAGGUCUUCAGGAACCAGUUUUGAAUCUGCUGGAACCCAUUUGGAAUCUUCUGGAUCCAGUCUGGGGUCUUUAGGAACCGACCUGCUGGUGAAGGUCGAGGCCGUUAUUCAGGAGGUGAUAAGGGGAGCCGUAGAUAAACUAGAGGCCGAGAGGAACAACAGGCACGGAAGAAGGGUGAGAAACAUGAGUCCUGAGGAAAAGGCUGAGAGUGUCUCCAAGAGUACUGAGGCUGCAUCAAGAGAGAGUAGUGGUGAGAGGAGAGUCAGGGGAGUGGGGAGCAAUGGUAAGAAGGUGGAGACUGUUGCAGAUAGAGUGGCAAAGACAGAAGUGUCGACUAUUGCAGACACAACAGCCAAGACUGAACUUCUGACUAUUGAAGAUACAAUGGCUAAACUGGAGAUAAAGAAAGUCGAGAUUAUUGCUGAUGUGAUACCCAAGACUGCAAGUAAAGAGGUGGCCACUACGAUGGAAAAGGUGGAGGCUAAGGAAGAGGAUAAUCUUGCAGAUGUGAUGGCAAGGACUGAAUUUACAGAGGUGCCAAUUAUUGCAGGUACAACUGCCAAGAAUGAAGUUCAGGAAGUGGAGACUAUUGCAGAUGUAACGGAAAAUACCAAAAUUAAGGAAGUAGUUGAGAUUAACAAGAGGGACACCCAAGAGGCAAAGGUAAAGGCUAGUUUUGAGACAGAGGUCGAGCUGACUAAAAGGUUGGACAUUGACACGAAAACGGAAGAAGAAGCCAAUGCUGAGAUGAACCCAGAUGAACAAGACAAUACCAUAUCGGAGAAUAACAACAGAUGCUUUGAGCUUAUUCUAACAGCUAGAGAGGCCAAGAUAGAAGUCAGAGAUGAGAAAAUAGAAUGCAAGGUAGAACUCAGGGAUGAGAAUAUUGGUGCAAAGAAUGAAACUAUGGAUGCAACGGAUUCUGUUGAGAAUGCACAUGCUGGGAAAAGUGAACACAGCCACGUAAGCCCUGAGCUAUUUCAGUCAUCAUCAGACAAUGAUGAAGGCGGUCCUUCGAUGUUCCCCAUGACCAGCAUGUUGAAGAGCGCUGCCCUGUCCUCGGACCAGGUUGAUGAGAUCCUAGACAAGGUGAUCGAUGUUCUGACUGGGGAGGGCCACAAGUUCAUCUUCUCAGAGUACAGGCCAAGUAUGACCUCAAGCUCAGACUCCACGGUGUGUAUUGCCUCAAGCCCAGAAUCUAGACCAGGUCUUACCUCUACUCCAGUGGACAGAACAAGCAGUUCCUCCAUCCCUGAGGCCAGGCCAAGCAGUUCCUCCAUCCCUGAGGGCAGGCCAAGCAGUUCCUCCAUCCCUGAGGGCAGACCAAGCAGUUCCUCCAUCCCUGAGGCCAGACCAAGCAGUUCCUCCAUCCCUGAGGCCAGACCAAGCAGUUCCUCCAUCCCUGAGGCCAGGCCAAGCAGUUCCUCCAUCCCUGAGGGCAGACCAAGCAGUUCCUCCAUCCCUGAGGCCAGACCAAGCAGUUCCUCCAUCCCUGAGGUCAGGCCAAGCUGUUCCUCCAUCCCUGAGGCCAGACCAAGCAGUUUCUCCAUCCCUGAGGGCAGACCAAGCAGUUCCUCCAUCCCUGAGGCCAGACCAAGCAGUACCUCCAUCCCUGAGGCCAGGCCAAGCAGUUCUUCUGCCACUCCAGGGUCUAGCCCCAGCAGUGAGUCUCUGUGCUGCAUGUCCAGCGGCCACAAUCAGGAGAUCAAUGUCCAAUGCCCAUCUGACCCACCUGGUAAGCUCCUAGGAGGCCAGGCCAGCACCCCGAGGCCUCAAAACCCACUACUGCUCAGUGAAGAGGAUCUGUCAGACAGGGAGCUAAUGCCCUAUGCCAACAGCAUUAUCAACAUUAUCAUGCAGAAGAUGCACCAUGACGAUGACCUUUACGAGUCCGUGGGUGGCCAGAAACCACUGUCCCCAAGAAGGCGAUCACGCUCAGCUCUUCUGUCACAAUACUCUCAUCAGGACAACUCUGAGAUCUCUGUGCUUUACAUCCCCAAGAGGGCUGAUCGGAAAUCACUGAAGUCAGUUGAUCCGAAGGCCCUGAGAGUAGUCAGGUGGGUGCUGCAGACCAUCCAUAGACGCCAUGGGUGGCUGGGUCAGGCUAACGACCACAGCAGACAGGCCAAAGAAAGCUUGCUGCUCUGUGAUGUCAUCCAGGUCCUGCUUGAGAAGCUCGACCACAAGAUGGCCACUACUGGAGAUCUACAGGUGGCACCUACCCAAACAUAUGCCCUACAUACUGACGACCGCUUCAAGACGAAGUUGCAGGAGGCUACAGUUGAACCCAUCAGCGAUAUCAUCGGACAUCUGUCCAUCAAUCUGCUGAGGUCCGAGUCUUGCUUCGUGCCUAAGAAGAGAUGGUCGUCGUCAAGCACCCGGGCUAAGAGCGUCUCAAUGACCAACCUGGGGAGCCGAGCUGCGGCUUCGGCUGUGGCCAUGGACAUCAGCUCCAAAGUGGUUGAGAAGCUCAAAGAGGCCUCAGGUAGCAGCAAGACCACCUGCUCGAUGACUAGCCUUCGGGACUUUGUCAGAGCCAUGACCGUCAGCCAACCAGAGCUCAGCCAGCAGGCCACCUCGUGUGGGUCAAAAAUUCACAAUGUCUACAGGGAGGUUCUGGAGAUCGUUGUGACCAAGCUGAGGAGUUUUGUCACCAAAGGGGGAUCAUUUCACAAGCCCACAGAGCACUUAGCGCAGAAGAUGGCGGAGAGCUGCCUCGAGGUAGAAUGUGCUUUCAUGGAGAUUCUGCAGACACUUAAGAGUCACGGAACAGGCGAUGAGGCAUGCAGCGCCUGGGCAGUUGACUGCAUGUCCACGACUAUCUCUGACACCAUGUUUAAACGUGUGACUGAGGGGGGCCAUCCUCCUCAUCUUACUCAUGUCUCUGGGGCAACGGUCACAAACUGUGGUCCAAUCAGAGUCAGUGAUGUUAACCAGAAGCGGCCUAUCAAGAUCAAGGCUAGAAUGUCCAGGUCCUCCGUGAACCUCCUACAAACCACUGUGGAGAAGUUUGUGCAUAAGCUGACGGGUGAGCGGGUGUCCAUCCCAGAACUAGGAGAAGGAAUGUCUACUUCUACCAGUCCCCAGCAAGGAAAGGAUCCUGAGAACCUACAGAGAUUCACUACUGAGCCUCCCUCCGAGCUCUCGCCACGGAGCCAACUUAAACGGGAGGAGCUAAUUAGUAUGCUGUGUGCAUUAAUGAGCAAAUCCAUCAUUAGCUCCUUGUCUUUGGAUAGAGCUUUUCUGGUUCCAGUUGACGCAGUCUCAGAUACAAAGGAAAGCAGAGCUUCUGCUGUGAAGUUGGGUAGGAAUACCAGCACACUGGUGCCAACGCCCCCUCCUCGCCCCACCCACACUAACAGCCAGACGGAUAAUAAGCCUGUCCAAGAGGACAGCAGGAGGAGAUUCCGACCUCUCCGUACUCUUCAGGCUGCCAAGAGGGUGGUCAGCUCCAUGGACUUGGGCAUUUCCCGGACCACUAGUAGAAGCAGUGGGGUGGUAGGUCAGCUGGCGUGUCCAGCCAAAAGCAACAACAAUCUCUUCAGCGAGCCGCCAAGCACCUCUGCAGCCAGUUCAAACACAUCCCUAGUAGCCUCUGAGAUCACUGAGAAUGUGGUGUGUCAGCUCCUCCAGGGUGAUUCUCCAGACUUCAUGUCAUCCAGCAACCACACCAGCCCCAGAGGAACAACAUUCAACUAAUGGAACUGCAGAAACAUCGUUUUCUAAAUAUCUAGGCUUAAUAAAAAAUAAUUUUGUC
Molecule: messenger RNA, 4372 nt
Organism: Oncorhynchus kisutch (coho salmon)
Lineage: Eukaryota; Metazoa; Chordata; Actinopteri; Salmoniformes; Salmonidae
Product: factor-induced gene 2 protein
Exons: 8
Coding region: 1-4314 (1437 amino acids)
Source: RefSeq, a predicted model, not a curated record